This is a messenger RNA of Megalobrama amblycephala (Wuchang bream), 4272 nucleotides long. RefSeq names its product amyloid beta (A4) precursor protein-binding, family A, member 2a (gene apba2a). Gene Ontology annotation, biological process: chemical synaptic transmission. The record is from RefSeq and is a predicted model, not a curated record. The transcript is spliced from 12 exons. The coding region runs from base 414 to 3206 and encodes 930 amino acids. NCBI's taxonomy places the organism in Eukaryota, Metazoa, Chordata, Actinopteri, Cypriniformes, Xenocyprididae. Gene Ontology annotation, molecular function: protein binding; amyloid-beta binding. Gene Ontology annotation, cellular component: dendritic spine; cytoplasm; plasma membrane.
UUGUCGUUGUGAGUGAGUGCAGGUUUUAAGCGCGUGCACAUGCAUGUGGCAUCUCGGCAAUGACGCUGAAACGGCGACGUAUCUUCAUAUUCUCUGGAUAUGAGGCGGGGAAAUGUUCCAUAUGAUGUUAUGUGCAGAAACAAGAGCAUUUUGGCCAUGAUUUACGGAUUAUGGGCUGUGUUUGUGAUUCAUUUGGGCUGUGAGGAGUCCGGGUCGAUGGACGAUGGAUGCAGUAAUUCAGCCUCGAGAUCACUGGAAGAAUGGAUCGUGACGUCAGAACCGCUGGAUAUGAGGCUUAUUUUGGUGCUGAAGGAGGUUCAUUUAGAAACUUUUCAAAAUAUUUACAAUUCCGAAUUGAACGAAUGUUUUGCAAAGGCAUUUGGGGCUGACAGAAUCCCACUUCUGUGGACCUAAUGAAGCCAGUCAUGGCUCUCUGGAGAAGACCAGGGACCAGAGCCAUUGUUUCAGAGCUCAACCCUUCAGCCUCUAGCACUGCGCCUGAGGGAAGUGAAAAUCUCUAUGGAGAUGGAGUUGAUCCAGUUCCUGAGGAACUUCGGAAUGACAAGCUGGACGUCCAACCACCCUCACCUACGCCAGCUAGGUCCUGUCUGAGUGAUGGGUCUGGGGACGACUCCAUCCGAGGCGAAAGCCCCCUUCAGCCGGAUAGCAUGGAAGAAGACUCGCUUUCCGAGUAUGAUAAUGUAGCAUCCGGGGAAGAAGAGGAGGAGCAUGAUUAUGAGGAAGAUGAGGAACUGCAAACUGAAGCGGAUAGGAUGACCUACUAUGUCCACUGUUGUCCCGAGGAUGAAAGCUACAUGGAAGGAAUGGACUGCCAUGAAGGUGCAGAUGGUGCUGAGUGUCCCGGCACAUCUCGGAAAGUCCGGGAUAGCUGUAAACCAGAAAAGGCUUGGGAACACUCUGAAGGCUUUUACAAGGCACCGCAGCAAGAUGCACCAACGAUGGUCUACAAACACCCAGAGCCUAUCACAGAGACAACCUUCGUACAAGCCCCCAUGGCUGAGGACGAGGAGGAUGAAGAAGAGACUGAGGAAGAAGGAGAAGAGGACAGCGAAGAAGAAGACAAUGAUGGGUUUGUUCACUAUGAAGGGAAAGAAGUGGAGUUGAACAACAAUGAGAUCCCACAUAAAGGCGAUUGUUCUGAAGUCUUUCCCAGAGUCGGCAGAAAUCGUCCCCAAGAUUCCAGUCAUGAUAAAGUGGGGCAAGAAACUGAAUCAGUUAGUAACUAUAGAAGGAACCAGGAAACCCCCAAACAACCAAGGGAUAUCCCUCCAGGGUCAAGCUGUGCUCCUAGGAAUCGAAUGGAAAGCGUUCAGGAAGAGUGUGCUAGUGACUGUCCAAAAGAUUGUGAUGUCCCAGUGGUCAGAGAGUGUAGAGGAGACUCUAGACAAAGUUUCAGAUUUAGAGGACAUCAUUUGGAAAGAGCACACAACAGAGACAUUGCUUACCAGGACAGUAAUGGGGUCAACAAUAAAGCAAAAUUUGCAGAUCCAGAGGACAGAGGUGCUUGGAAAAAAAGGCAUUUGCUAAAAUACCCUAUAGAGGACGACAGGGACGGAGAUGGGAAACAUUCACACGAGCAAAGUAAAAGUCCUGGAGACAGCAAAAACAGAGGACAUGACCGUCCCAUUUGUAAUCACAAACCAAAGGGUGGAAAAGAGACAAGGGGCAAUGGGGAUGUUGAGGAAGACCAGAUUGCAAUCGGCGUUAAGACCAAACUUAAAAUUGCUCUAAACAACUCAGGAAGGAACAAAGGUGCACCUGAUCAAACAAAUAAUGGGAAAGGGGCUCCUGACAGUUCCAGGACCUCUUCAACAUCAUCAGGCAGGAGAAACAGCGAAUCCAGAGCCCAUGUUAAUACACCUGUACAGUCCCCAAACAAAUGGCUGCAUAAAGACUUGGCCAAACCUGUUGAAAUGGAGAAGACAAGGCCUAGUCAGGAACAGGUUUCUCAGAGUAGUCCAGAGGAUAGUAGUACAGAGCCUCCAUCCGGACAAAAGAGACCGCAGACCCAGAGAAAUCCCUCUUUUCCAAGCUUUGUGGAUAUCCCUGGUCCAUGUGAGCCAGAAGAUCUCAUCAAUGGAAUCAUCUUUGCUGCAAACUACCUCGGCUCUACCCAGCUGCUGUCCGAAAGAAACCCGUCUAAAAGUGUGCGCAUGAAGCAAGCGCAGGAAGCUGUGGACUGUGUUAAGUCUGUAGAGGGUGAAUCUCAGAGCUUGACUGAGAUUGACUUGUUCAUCUCAACCAAGGCCAUUAAGGUGCUCAAUGCUGACACACAGGAGACGAUGAUGGACAACGCCCUCCGCACCAUCUCAUACAUCGCAGACAUCGGUAACGUGGUGGUUCUGAUGGCCCGCCGGCGUCUGUCUAACUCCUCCUCACUCGACUGCACAGAAUCAGACCUCAACACAGAAAGUCGGAAGCAGUACCGCAUGAUAUGCUACGUCUUUGAGUCAGAGGAUGCCCAGCUCAUCGCACAGUCCAUCGGUCAGGCGUUCAGCAUGGCCUACCAGGAGUUCCUCCAAGCCAAUGGGAUCAAUCCCAAGGACCUCAGCCAGAAAGAAUACAGUGACAUACUGAACACACAGGAGAUGUAUAAUGACGACCUCAUCCAUUUCUCCAAUUCUGAAAACCUUAAAGAGCUUCAUCUAGAGAAGCAGAAGGGGGAGAUACUGGGUGUGGUGAUCGUGGAGUCGGGCUGGGGCUCCAUCCUGCCCACCGUCAUCUUGGCCUGUAUGCUGAACAACAGCCCUGCCGCCCGCUCCGGCAAACUCAACGUGGGCGAUCAGAUCAUGGCCGUCAACGACACCAGUCUGGUGGGCCUGCCCCUCGCCACCUGUCAGGGCAUCAUCAAGGGCCUGAAGAAUCACGUUCAGGUGAAACUGAGUGUAGUGAGUUGCCCACCUGUUACUACCGUCCUCAUAAAGAGACCAGACCUGCAAUACCAGCUCGGUUUCAGCGUUCAGAAUGGAAUAAUCUGUAGUCUGAUGCGUGGAGGUAUUGCCGAGAGGGGAGGGGUGCGUGUCGGCCACAGAAUAAUUGAGAUAAACGGACAGAGUGUGGUGGCUAUGGCCCAUGAGAAAAUCGUCCAUGCCCUUUCAGUAUCUGUAGGAGAGAUUAACAUGAAAACUAUGCCAGCCGUCAUGUUCAGAUUGUUAACUGGUCAAGAGACUCCGGUGUACAUAUAAGGAAUCUGAGACUUUCUCCUGCAACAUUUACAGCUCCUCCUAAAAAAAAAAGCAGAAAAAUAUUCAAGAGCUCUGUCUUGCUUCAUGUGGCUGCGGACUGCAUGUUAAGAUCAUUAGAAAGAGUGCAAACAUGCACACAUAAUCACAUAAUUACUUUAUCAAAGGGGGCUGUUACUUGCUUAUUAAUGUAAUUAUACUGACAGUCUUCCAUGGCAGACUUAUUAUAUAUGUUAAAUGCCUUUGGUUCAAGCCUUUUUAAGUACUAACAAAGUACUUAUGAGUUAAAAAUACCAACUGACUGGUUACUGACGAUUUAAUCGAUAAAGUAGGGCAUUAUCAAUACAUUUAACUAACAAAACUCAUUUCACAAUCUCAAAAAUUGGACUCAAGCAUGCUAAAAUCCAAAGAUUACUGUUACAUUUGCUUUGAGUUGUUCUGGCUGUCCUCAGUGUCUCUGUGAUAAAUGGGUACUGUACACUAUGAAUGAUUCAUUUCUGUAGAUUACUAGUUCAGCAUGCCGGAUUUGAAGACUAAAAAAUAUACUAAUCAGAAAACCUGAGCUGCAUUCAUGUUCAUGCAUGAUAUUAUAAAUAAUGUAUAUAGAAUGAAAGGAGUCUGAUUUAUCUCAUGAAUGAACCCCAUCUGCAUUUGACAUGUAAUUUUAGUGCUUUUAAUUUUUUCUCUGAGCAUUAAAUCCACACACAAAUAUCAGUGUUAUUUUAGUAUCAAUUAUAUACUGUUAAUAUUUUGAAUUAGAUUUUAUUUUUAUAUUUUUUGUUUUUAUUUUAAUUUUGGUCAUUUUAAUUAAGUUGUGCAUUUUAGCCAUUUUUAUUAAUUUGUGCACUUUUUAUAUGUCUAUAGUUUUUAUUUAGUUUUAGUUUAAUUGCUUUGAUUUAAAGUAAAUAAAUAGUUUUUAUUUUUUUUUAUUUUAUUUCAGUUAUUAGUAAUGAACAGUGAUAGGAAGGUUACUUUGGAAAUGUAAUAGGUUACAGAUUACAAGUUACCCUUUUUAAAAUGUAACAAGUAGUGUAACUUACAAUUACUUUAUUAAAGUAAUGUAACUGAU